AUGUUCAGACCUGAAACUGUCUCGAAAAAGGCAUGGGUCGUGUACAUCAACUACAUGAUCGUUACUAUGCUAGCACAUAACGAAGUCGUCAGAGCUCAAAAGUACAGGGACAACAUGAAGGUGGCGCUUAACGAUAGUAGAAUCUUUCUCGAACCUCACCAAGUCAACCUUCAAGCCCUCAUCAUGCUAGCCGUCCAUGGAGAAGAUUAUGCGUCGCCUAAUCAAUCGUGGAUGCUUGUUGGCCAUGCCUGUCGUCAAGCCGAGGCUUUGAGAUUGCACGCACCGUCUGAACGAGAUUAUGAGACGAGACAGCGAAAACUGAGUCUUUUUUGGCUUCUUUUUGCUGUAGACAAAUCAUGUGCUCUUGCGUUUGGCCGCCCAUGUUCUCUUCCAUCAGCAAGAUACUCUUACGUUCCGCUGCCAGAUUUGCGUUAUUUGACAAGGUUUCAACCUCAUGCGGACUCUCCUGAUGCAGAGAGACGGGCCCAAAAAUCGGUAUUCGGAGGCCAUAUGUUUCUUGCGCGUAUUGAGCUCGCGCAGAUGAUUGGUGUGAGCCUAGACGGGAGCCAUAUCCCCGAGACAGAAGACGGCUUGCGCGAACGUCUGGAAGAGUGGUAUGCUCGAACAGAUAAGGUAUUGAGCGAUACAAUCCAGAAUGAAAGAUAUUUCUCAAGCCCUAACGAACUACGCGAGAUGGAACUGGGCAUUAGCACUAUCAAGUUUGAGUACCUGUAUGUCUCGAUGGUCUUCCUCAAAUCUCAUUCACCUUCUGCCAACUCGAGACUUGAGACUGCGAGGGAAGCCAUCUCUCUUCUUCCUUCGAUGAUCUUCAAUUGA
Molecule: messenger RNA, 837 nt
Organism: Fusarium subglutinans
Lineage: Eukaryota; Fungi; Ascomycota; Sordariomycetes; Hypocreales; Nectriaceae
Product: fungal specific transcription factor factor domain protein
Exons: 2
Coding region: 1-837 (278 amino acids)
Biological process (GO): DNA-templated transcription
Molecular function (GO): DNA binding; zinc ion binding
Source: RefSeq, a predicted model, not a curated record